Molecule: messenger RNA, 2451 nt
Organism: Equus caballus (horse)
Lineage: Eukaryota; Metazoa; Chordata; Mammalia; Perissodactyla; Equidae
Gene: CYP2B46
Product: cytochrome P450 family 2 subfamily B member 46
Biological process (GO): xenobiotic metabolic process; epoxygenase P450 pathway
Cellular component (GO): intracellular membrane-bounded organelle; cytoplasm
Molecular function (GO): heme binding; iron ion binding; arachidonate epoxygenase activity
Source: RefSeq, a predicted model, not a curated record
GACAACCAUGGCGCUGAUGGCCAUCCUGCUUCUCAUCAUCCUCAUUGGCCUCUUGCUACUCUGGAGCCAGCCCACUUCCCGGGGUCGCCUCCCUCCUGGACCUUGGCCUCUGCCCUUCCUGGGAAACAUUUUGCAUCUGGACCACAAGGACUUUCUCAAGUCCUUCCAGGCGCUGCGAGAGAAAUACGGGGAUGUCUUCACGAUCUACCUGGGGACCCAGCCAGCCGUCAUCCUGUGUGGGUACGAGGCAGUGAGAGAGGCCCUGGUGGAUCAGGCUGAGGCUUUUUCUGGCCGAGGUCACGUUGCCAUCCUCGACCCCAUCUUGCAGGGAGCUGGUGUUGCCUUUGCCAAUGGAAAGUCUUGGAAGACCCUUCGACGAUUCUCUGUGGCCACCAUGAAGGACUUUGGCAUGGGGAAACGGAGCAUGGAGGAACGAAUCAAGGAGGAGUCUCAGUGUCUGGUGGAGGAGCUGCGGAAAUCCCAAGGGUCCUAUCUGGAUCCCACCGUCCUCUUUAACUCUGUUACGGCCAACAUCCUCUGCUCCAUUAUAUUUGGUGAGCGCUUUAAUUACCAGGACACCCAAUUCUUACGGCUGCUAAAUUUAAUGAAUGAAGUCCUCAUCAUCCUCAGCUCUUUCUACAGCCAGGUGUUUGAAUUCCUCUCUAGCAUCUUGAAACACUUUCCUGGCCCACACACUCGCUUGUACAGAAUCAUUCAAGAAAUGGAAAAUUUUACCUCUGAGAACAUCAAGAGGCACUGGAAAACGCUGGACCCCAGCAACCCAAGGGACCUCAUUGAUUCCUUCCUGCUCCGCAUGGACAAGGAAUGCUCAGAUCCUGAGACUGACUUCCACCACAAGAAUCUCAUCCACACCGUGCUCUCGUUGCUCUUCGCUGGCACGGAGACCUCCAGCUCCACACUCCGCUAUGCGCUUCUUCUCCUUUUUAAGUACCCGGAUGUCUUAGAGAAAGUCCAGGCAGAGAUUGACAGAGUGAUUGGCCCACAUCGUCUCCCAGCCCUUGAAGAUCAGGCAAAAAUGCCUUAUACAGAUGCUGUGAUCCAUGAGAUACAAAGAUUCAUUGACCUCAUCCCCUUUGGUGUCCCCCACCUUGUCAUCAAGGACACUGACUUCCGGGGAUAUCAUCUCCCUAAGGACACUACUGUGUAUGUCAUGCUGACCUCUGUCCUCCAUGACCCACGCCACUUUGAGAAGCCAGAUGUCUUCUACCCUGGUCACUUUCUGGAUGCAGAGGGCAACUUCAGAAAGCACGAAGCCUUCAUUCCUUUCUCCAUGGGAAAACGUCUCUGUCUGGGUGAGGGCUUGGCUCGCUCCCAGCUCUUCCUCAUCUUGACCUCGAUGCUGCAGAACUUCUCCUUGGGCUCUCCUCAGGCCCCAGAAGACAUUGACUUCACACCCAGGAUAAAUGGGUUGACAAAGCUGCCCUCUGUGUUCCAGCUGUCCUUCCUUCCCCGCCAGGGAGGGGGACAAGGGAUGCAGACCCCCUCAGAAUCUUUGCAUCCAGCCCCCACCUCUGCCCACAAUGAAUUUGUGGAGGUCUCCUGACUCCUCCCUGUUCACUCUCCCCAGUGGAAAGUACUUUCUGUAGUCUUUCCUUCAUCCAGCCUGUUGUAGUCACCAUUUAUCCCAGACGGCCUGCACUGUUGAUGGAGAGUAAAAUCUCAGGGUUUCAGGGUCAAGAAAUACUCAAUAACUUACCACCAUCCCUAGCAGACUUAGGGAAACUGAGGCCGAAAGGAAGGAAAGGUUUCCAUCCAAGAUUACCGAGGACAGCAGCAACAGGUGUCCCUUGUCCACAUCUACACCCCCCACCCCCACCCUCCUGUUACCUACUUGAGUUGAAAAGACCAGUUCAGCGCACAACUUAUGUGCUGUGUGACUCAAAAAUAUCUUCCUUACCUCUCUGAUUUUAUCCUCUAAAAUCAGCGAGAUCAAAAUAAAGUUCUACCAUUUCUAGGCAAAACGGCUAUCUGUGCUGCCUUGCUAUUAUCAUUUCCUUUUGGAAGUGAAAUUCACAGAACAUAAAAUUAACUCUUAACCAUGUUAAAGUGUCCAAUUCAAUGGCGUUUAGUACAAACACAAUGGUGUGCAACCACCAUCUUUAUCUUUUCCUAAAUAUUUUCAUCAUCCCAAAAGGAAGCUCUGUACCUAUUAGGAAGUCAGGAGGCAAGGUGGUAGGAGGGAAAGGACUAUAUUACAGUUUGCUAGCAAGAGGGAAGAUGGCCGACUCGUCUCAGAAAGAACCAUCUCACCGAACAAAGAAGACAAGCCAGUUAUAUACAGGCUAUUCUCCAGGUUGGGGAGGCUGCUGGUCUCUGUGUGGGGGCAGACAUCUGAUCCCAGCUCCUGAUACUGCAUUGUCUUACUGGAUAUGCAUCAGAGAGUGGAGCGAUGUCCUAUACCCUGAUCUUUCAGUUGUCAUUGAUGAUGGC